This is a messenger RNA of Pangasianodon hypophthalmus (striped catfish), 981 nucleotides long. RefSeq names its product lysophospholipase like 1 (gene lyplal1). The record is from RefSeq and is a predicted model, not a curated record. Gene Ontology annotation, cellular component: cytoplasm. Gene Ontology annotation, molecular function: carboxylic ester hydrolase activity; palmitoyl-(protein) hydrolase activity. Gene Ontology annotation, biological process: protein depalmitoylation. Bases 329 to 907 code for a protein of 192 amino acids. Lineage: Eukaryota; Metazoa; Chordata; Actinopteri; Siluriformes; Pangasiidae. The transcript is spliced from 6 exons.
GAAUUCUCGGUAUUUAAGAGUCUUUCUGAAGGAGUUUCUCUUUAGUCUCCUUCACAACAGCGCGGACAUUACAGCGUCGCUAGCAAGCUAUUACUGCUACUGACAAUGACAUGACAUUAAUAAGCUCAAUGGUCGUGUACACUUCAGCGCCUGAGCUCAGAGUUCAGAAGGCUGACAGCUGAUGGGAAGAAACUGUUCCUGAGUCUGCUAGUGCGACAGCGAAGACUCCUGUAGCGUUUCCCGGAUGGUAGAAGAGUAACCAGACCAUGGUUGGGGAGACACAGGGCAGGGAUUACGAGCAUGGGUUCGUGAUGUUCUGGCACAAGAUAUGGCUUUUGAGCAUAUCAGAGUGAUCUACCCCACAGCUCCAGCAAGGCCUUACACACCUAUGCAUGGGGCGCUGUCUCACGUAUGGUUUGACCGCUACAAAAUCUCUCGUGACUGCCCAGAGCAUUUGGAGUCUAUUGAAGAAAUGUGCAGUACUUUAGGAGCUGUAGUCCAAGAUGAGAUCCAAGCUGGUGUACCUAAGCACAGGAUGAUUAUCGGCGGCUUCUCUAUGGGCGGAGCCAUGGCAUUACACCUGGCCUGCAGGUACCACCAGGAUGUGGCUGGAGUCUUUGCACUGUCCAGCUUUCUUAAUAAGGACUCAGUUGUAUAUCAGGCUGUUGAAGAUGCAGUAGGAGGUCACCUACCAGAGCUUCUCCAGUGUCAUGGCACAGCUGAUGAGCUGGUGUCCCACGGUUGGGGCGAAGAGACCAGCAGGUUGCUGAAGAAAGCUGGCAUGGCUACGUCCUUCCACUCAUUCUCAGGGCUUAACCACCAGCUCUUCCGACCUGAGUUGGAGCUCCUACGUUCCUGGAUCCUGAAGAAGCUUCCAUCUGAAAGCUCUUCCACUGUCAAAUCCUGAGCUGUAAAGACCUCACUGUUUUCCUCUGCAUAACCUGAUUUUUAAUAAAUUGUUCUAUUUGUUGUGUAUGUUGA